This is a messenger RNA of Chara braunii, 2493 nucleotides long. The record is from the annotation of a GenBank genome assembly. NCBI's taxonomy places the organism in Eukaryota, Viridiplantae, Streptophyta, Charophyceae, Charales, Characeae.
GCGGCUUAAGGAAGCUCCACAUGUAUGAUUUGCGACGGAGGAUUUAAAACAACUCCUGCGUGACGUGGUCGGGAGGGUCCCAUGCUGCCCUUGUGCGGUGUCGGACCGAUGCGCUCGACAACGUGUCCUCCGCCCACGUCAGUUGCCACCCGCAACCGGUUCAGCAGCACAAGAGUCGACGACCCUGCAGCCACAUGUAUCCGUGGCAGUGACGACGGCAGAGGUGCCGGGGAUCAACCUGCCUGGCAGCAGAGGUCCUAUAUGUUGCUGCUGCGGAGAUACAGCAUUGGGUCGAGGACGGCGGAAAUGGAGGUAUUUGAGGUUCACAGUUCCCAACAAUCGGCACAGUAUCAAGGCUUGCACUCCGUUUCGCCAUCCACCCACUUGUCCAUGCUGAGUCAGGACGCUGACAAGUUCGGUGUCCCUCCGACCUUCCCCGCGGCUGUUGGGCAACUGCCGGCACGGUGGAACGAUCCGCCCGGCCUCCGAGAUGUGCGAUCGGGUCCUGUACCUUUCUACCAUGCUCGAGAUGACCAUGGGGGUGUGGCCGGCUCUGGUAGUUUGUCUGGCGUUGUGUACUCACAACCGACCCCCACUCACAUGCCCAUGCAUGGGGGCAGCAUGACCGGUGCAGGCAGUUUUACAACGGCUCUGUGCGGGGAGUACGAGGAGCUAUUCUCCGGUGGUCUCCCUAAACGGAUGUCAGUGGACGAUUUGUCAGGACCACAACGGUCUUACGGGGUGACAUCCAACCAGCAGUGGAAUGGCGGUGUGUACAGCCAUGGACAAAACGACUUCUCGACACGUGGGGCACAAACCGGGAAUGGACAGGGGACAUUGCCACAGGGAGGAAUGCCGAGGCAUGGACAAUUACAUGCGACGACGGGGGCGGACGUGGACAAUGGUAGUGGUGUGCUUGAAGGGCAGGUCUGCUCUCAUGCAGCCCCCCAGCAGGUCACAGUCGAGGUUGGGUCGUCCGAGUCUGUCGAUCGUCUGCGUGGCGGCUUGCCACCGACCAGCCGUGGUGAUGGAAGGGGGCGAGGUGAAGGGCGACAAGGCACAAGUGACAACAAUGGACAAAGCGCUCGGCCAAGACAGCCGAGACGGGGAGGACGUGGCAGAGGAGGGUGUACUCCACCACCACCUGCAUGCCCUGCGGAGGCGAGUGGGAGUGGAAAGGACGUAGGUGGGCAGGAGUCCAAUGACAACCAGGCACCAGUUAACGAGGGAAUGCGUAAAGGAAAAACUCCUGCCAAAAAGAUAGUGCCUUGGACGCUGGAGGAGUGCUUGGCGUUGGCGAAAUGGCAACGUGAGGAUAAUACCAUAAAGGCCGAUGUGUCCGUCAGGCACAAGUGCAUGAAGAAGGGGGAGAGACAAGAGUGGGUGUCCGAGCGCAUGAAAGAGGAAGGGAUGAUGAGGUCCGCCGAGGACAAUAGGAAAAUAUGGUUUAACCUGGGACAAAAGCUGAAACUGCUUGUGGAUAAGGUGGGGCGGUCAGGCCAUCAAUCGUAUUGGGAUAUGACCAAAGAGGAGAGAGAGGCCGAAGGUCUUUACGCCACAUUCGAUCAACGUCUUUGGCAGGCGAUGGAGUGUGUGUUACAAAGACCGUCUGGGACGUGUGAUGAAGCCAUGAACUCGGACACCAUGGGUGGAGGUGAAGCAAGAGGCACAGGGGGAGGUUCAGGUGAGCAAGCACGGUCAGAUAGAGGAGGGUCCGACACGCGGGGAAGUAGGUCGAAGUUCAGGCGAACCAGCGGCAACAGAGUCCAUGUUGGAGAUGACCCGUCUUCUGUGUCGUCUGUGGGAGCUGCCAUGGCUGAGUCCACACGUGUGUACGUGGAUGGUUUGGAUAGAGCCGCGACGACGAUUGCUCAGGCGAACAAGGAAGGUGCCACCAUCGUCGCCAGGAGCAUAGGCAAAAUGACGAACCAGAUAGGUGCAGUCGCAUCAGCCAUGAGUGAAAGGGAACGUUGUGCUGCAGCUCCUGGUUGGUGUGAUGGGUGCCCUAUGAAACACGAGAUCGUGGGCGGGAAAACCGUCGUCGUCCAGGAAACGAAGGUGGAUCGGCGUUGCCACCCUCGCGGCCGGAUGGAUUUCAGCCCUGACACGGUUGAUCUCCAUAGUCGUGUCUACUAUGUUCUCGUGGAAGGGACCCUGGCGAUGAAGAUCGACGGCGGUUUCGGGUACGACAAGGAAGGCAACCUGGUGGACGUCAUCCUCAACGUCAAGAAGCUGUCGGAAGUCGUCCCCGACUACUGGCGUCUCCCAGAACGUGAUGUCGUCGACGACAUCUUUAGAUACCUGAUGUCCGCCAUAGCUGAUGAACACAUGGCUGCACUUCGCGGCAAUGCCUUCUACGUGGCGCACAUGCAGCCCCCUCUCCGGGGUAGGCAGUACUCGCACGACGCUGUGCAGUCGUGGUGUCCGGAAGACGAUCUGAAGGUUGCGCGUCGGCGGUGGUGAGGGUGAAGGGGAGUGUUGCAUAACCGACGA